Candidula unifasciata is the source of this 459-nucleotide messenger RNA. The record is from the annotation of a GenBank genome assembly. Lineage: Eukaryota; Metazoa; Mollusca; Gastropoda; Stylommatophora; Geomitridae.
GCUGGUGAGAUGUCAGGUGAGGACACACGAUUUGAUGACGUCAUGGCGUCUGCCAGAGACACAGCUCUUCGCCCGGACAUCAACUCCAUUUUCACGGACAUCCUUGUAGAAGGUCAAAGAAUUACAGACGAUGAAAACUUCUUCCAUUCGGUGCCAACAAUGGACGCUCCGCAUUCUGCACCACAUUCUCGCUCUUCCUCAUUCAAGAACAGGCCUCGACCCAGGCUCAACCUCGAUAUUCUGGCAGCUCAGAGGCCACGAACUAAUAGCCUGCCCAACGCUUAUUUAACUCUUCCAGAUCCCUUUUACAUGCCAGAGACUGGCCGAAUGCACAGGGUCCGCUCUUUUAAGACAACUUCUAAAGGCCUAAUCAACCACGGGGACUCCUUCAAGACAUCUUCCAGCAGGUAUACAAAAUACACGACAUCGCCUAGUACCUAUACACAAUACAUGACGUAA